Messenger RNA from Alligator mississippiensis (American alligator), 6935 nucleotides. It is a transcript of the gene BRCA1, whose product is annotated as BRCA1 DNA repair associated. Gene Ontology annotation, cellular component: BRCA1-A complex; plasma membrane; BRCA1-BARD1 complex. Gene Ontology annotation, biological process: chordate embryonic development; dosage compensation by inactivation of X chromosome; negative regulation of fatty acid biosynthetic process. The record is from RefSeq and is a predicted model, not a curated record. Gene Ontology annotation, molecular function: ubiquitin-protein transferase activity; zinc ion binding; DNA binding. NCBI's taxonomy places the organism in Eukaryota, Metazoa, Chordata, Crocodylia, Alligatoridae. The coding region runs from base 133 to 5766 and encodes 1877 amino acids. The transcript is spliced from 23 exons.
GCCGGGGAAAAGGCGCGAAUGGCUGUCAGCGCCAAGCGGAGUGUGAGGAACUGGUGAGGACGCGUCGGGGCCGAGGUCGACCCGACCCAGCUGCGAAGGCGUGGGGGGACCAGGGUAUUUUGGAGCUGAAGGAUGGACUUCUCUGUGGUUACUCUUGGAGAUGUGCAAAACGUACUUUCAGCUAUGCAGAAGAAUUUGGAAUGCCCAAUAUGUUUGGAAGUGAUAAAAGAGCCAGUCUCAACAAAAUGUGACCACAUAUUCUGCAGAUUAUGUAUGUUUAAACUUCUCAGCAAAAAGAAAAAAAGUCUGGUACAGUGUCCACUGUGUAAAACUGAAGUUACCAAAAGAAGUCUGCAGGAAAAUUCCAGAUUUAAGCAACUAAUUGAAGGACUGUUGAAAACGAUCCAUGCUUUUGAACUUGACUCUGGAGUGAAAUUUUUAAACCAUCAGGAUUUUUCUAAAAAACCCAUAGAAACCAAUUCUGCUGACACCCUCCAUAAAGAAAGUUGUGUCAUCCAAAGUAAGGGCUACAGAAACAGACAAAAAAAAGUUAAAGAAAAUGGACAAGAAAAUCUUACCCUGCAGGGAACUAUCACUGGUGUACAGCUUUCAGGCAACAUGGUGAAGUGGAGUUCCCCAAGAAACAAAAGGAGAAAACUGGAAUCUGAUAAAAUAAUGUACAUUGAAUUUGGUUCUGAUUCUUCUGAAGAUCUCUUUAAAAAGGCAGGUGGUAGCAGGGUUCAAGACAAAGAAAUGUUUCAGACUCCACCUGAAAAGCUUGAAGAAGAACUGAAGUAUGCUGAGAAUGAAAGUCCACACAACAUGCAAGUUACCAACCUAGGUGGAAGAGAAAUACUUCUUUCAGACUUCAGAGGUGAAUGUGAUUUCUCAGAGGAAGGCUUAGGAAGCAGUGAAAUCAUUCAAAAUAUCAGUGAAGACUUCCAAGCUGCUCAAGUGAAUUUGGCUGAAGAGCAUUUAAAGAAUAAUCUCUGCAUUUCUGCCUCAAACGUGCAUGCAGAGCCAUGUGACAGAACAGCCAAUGCUACAUCUCCACAGAAAAAGGACAGUAGUUUAUUCAGCAGUGGAGAAGAAAUGAGUUCAGUGGGAGCUCUGUGCAUCAGUAAAAGUGAAGAGCCUGGUUCACAGCACAGCCCUAAAAGCCAAUUGAAUAAAAACAAGGAAACAACUAGUGCUGUACAGCAUGUAAAAACUUCUGAAACAUGUGAACAAAAGUGUGACUCCUUACAUGAAGACAUUUCUUCUCUGGAGCAGUUACUGCAGCCUGAAGCUAUGCCCACUGAUACUUUGAGCCAAGUUUCUAAGAAAAGACUGAAGAAAAGCAUUCAAAAAGUCAAUGAUUGGUUUUCAAAAAGCAGUGAAGUGCUCUCUUGUUCCCCUCAGGAUGCUGGGGCAGCUGACAUAGAAGAGGAAGGUUCAUGUUUGUCAGACAGAGAUUCCUCUAUUUCGGGGAAGACUGACAUAAUGGUAAACUGCUUGGAAGUUGCAGUGGAAUGUGAAAAUGAAAAGAGUUUGUCAAAACCCAGUGUGCAUAGCAUUGAAAAUAAAAUAUUUGGGAAAACUUAUCAGAGAGAUAGAAAGUCAAAUCGGCAUGUUAAUCUUGGAGUAGUACCCCAGAUUACAGAAGUGGAAGAUGUUACUUCUGAUGUGCAGCACUUGGAUAAUUCCAGAAAUGACAGAUUAAAGCGAAAAAGAAAGACUGUCUGUGGUCUGCAACCUGGAGACUUCAUCAAGAAAAGAGAUGCAAAGGUUGUAGAUGAGCAUGAUUGCCUUGUUCCUGCGAGGGGAAAAGCUGGUGAUUCUUCUGUUGUUGGGGGAGAUCCAGUUUGUGAGAAAAAAAGGGAAAAUACCUCAGCAGAACUGCCUCUCGAGAAAGGAGAAUUCAUCUUUAAAAAUGAUGUUGAGAAGGUAAUUGGUGACUGCACUGAUGGAGAGCCAGAAUUAAAGGACUGUGACCAAAGGAAUGCUAAAAAAAGAUGUAGCUCUCUAAUGGAGAGAAACAGACAUUCAGCCAGAACCAAGCAUACUCUACAGCUGGUAGUGAACAGAAACUCAAGUUCUCCUCAUCAGACUGAGCUGCAGAUUGAUAGCUACCCAAGUAGUGAAGAAUCAAAAAAAGAUUCUGAACAGAGACAAGUUAGGCGCAGCAGAAGGCUUCAGUUACUGACUGGGGAAAUGACGAAAGAAACCAGGAGAAGAGAUGAGCCAAAUGAAACAUCAAGAAGGCAAGCCGAUAAAAAUGAUAGUUUUUCUUCUGGAUUCCAGAGAACUGUCUUGGUCCAUGCCCCUAAAUGCAAAGACCAGGCUGAACUGCAGGAUAUAUUGAACCAUAGGGUACCUUUGUCAGACUAUAAUUUGAAAGGUACUAACCUUGAAGCAAACAAGGUACACGGUAGUCCUGAAACCUCUUUUACCAUUAUGGAAAUUGAAAAAGAUUCCUCAAAUCCCCCACUACUACAACUUCAGGAAGCAAAUGCUUGUUCUCUGUUGGCCAGUGCAGACACUCAAGACAGCCAUUCACUCCUGCAGCCAUGUUCCAUGAAUGUUGAGCAAACUGCUGGCCCAGUACUAAAUUCAUCUGAAACUAAGCAGUGCACAGCUACAGAACCCAACAAGAGCAAGUUACAUGCUUGUUCACCCAAGGACAAUGGAUGUUAUACAAGAUAUGAUCCAGAAAACUUCAAAAAACAAAAGAUGACUGAAGCGAAAAGCAUUUUAGAGUUGAACACAGAAACUGAAGAUAGUGAGUUAGAUGUACAGUACCUCCGUAAUAUGUUUAGACAUACAAAACGAUUGUCAUUUACUCUUCAUUCUGGUCUAGUGAAGGAAUCUGCAAUAGAAAACACUGCUUCUGAAGCUGAAGGGAAGAUGAGUACUAACCAGAUAGAAUACAGAUAUAACAGCAGAGAUUUAAAAAAUGAUCCUAUGCAUUUAAAAAAACCAUCUGUAGGUCUGACUGGAGUCGAUGAGAGAGAGUCUAAAACCUGCCAAACAGCUAAAGAUGUCUCUGGAAAUGAUACUGAAUGCAGACACAUUAGGGAGCAUGGUUCAAAUGCUUCACAAGUACAAAGUCAAGAACAACUUUUGUCUUCAGCGAGGUUAUUUGGUGCCAAAAUUAAAGAUAAGAGCAGACUGCAAAAAAGAAAACAGCCAGCUGAAAAGACAGUGUCCUCCAAACUAGUGAGAGAAAGUGAGUUAAAUUUGGACCUAAACCAAUAUAAUAGAAGUCUAAGUGAUCGGAAUAAUACAGAAGAGCCCAUUUUCCAAGGAACUGGUUUAAGCAUAAUUAACGAAACAGGCUCCAGUUCAGAAAGCAAUCAAGCAGAAAAAACUGAAGUAGCUGAAAACAAACAGCCAGUAUUAAAUGUUCAGCCUGAAUCUAUGCUGAAUUGUCUAGCAGUUUGUCAACAAAGUCCUGCUGAAUUUAGUUGCAAAGUCUCAGAAAAGAAAUGUAGUGAGGGGGAGGGCAAACAAGUAAAGAGUGAUAAAGAACAAAUAAACCAAGUUGCCAACAUAGGGGUACCUGAGUGUUUAAUUUCAGAAGAGGCUCUGGAGCAACCCAUUGAGGACACCAGUGGUUUUCCAGCACUAUCUGAGACCCCUGAUGACUUAGUGUUUUCUGCUGAAGACCUUAAAGGUAAUAACAGCUUUUGUGAUGCUGACAGGAAAGACAUUUCUGCUGUGUUUGUUAAAGCAGAUGAGAAUGCCCUGGUAAGAGGCAUCAAUAGUGACAGCAGUAGCUCUAAGUCUAGGUCUCAGAGCUUUGUUCAGAGAUCUCAAAGAGUGGUGCAGAAACUACAGUCCUCUGAAGAGGAUUCUAAUGAGGAUGAAGACCUACCAUGUUUUCAGGCAUUAAUAUUUGGCAAGUCAUCAAGCACACACACUCAAUCCCAAAAACAGAAGAUGUCUGUGAGAAGAUGUUCAAAUCCCUCAGCACAGAUGUUAGCACUGCAAAGUAGCAGCAGUGGCAGUGACAAAGUUGUACAGAAGAUGCCUGAGGCCACCUUAAAAGAGGUGUGUGUUUCUCCAAGCCAAGAAUCUGAAUGCUCUGUUAGCUUAUUUUCUUCCCAGUCCAACAUGUCAGAAGAUUCAGCUAACAGACCAGAAGACUUGAGGCUAGUCCCUAGUACCAAAGAGAAGAAAAACUUCAGUGAAGGCAAAGAAGCUAGUCCACAUGAAAAUGAAGAGCUGAAAGGAAGAAAAAAAUCUUUGCAAGAUGAACACCAGGGAGACCCAAAUUUGGAAUUAAAUAUAGGUGAGCCAUCUGGAUAUGAUAGUGAAGCCAGUCAUCUAGGAGAUUCAUAUGGAUUAUCCUCUCAGAGCGAGAUUCUUACUACACAGCAGAAAAAUGACAUGCAAAACAACUUAAAAAAACUUCAGCAGGAAAUGGCUGUGCUUGAAGCAGUGCUAGAACAGCAUGGAAGUCAGGGCUCUGAAUUGCCAUGUUCCAGUGUGGAAGGAGCAACUGCAACGGGACUGAUGAUAACAGCAAGAGGAGCAAUGUUAACUUCAGAAGCAGAUCUCAACAAUCGCAAAAUCUGUAGUUCAGUAGGACUUCCACGUGAUGAAUUCCAUGGAAUGCCAAAUCAUUGUUUCAACAGUAACAGCAAAGGACUAGAAGAGGAAAGGUCUUCAGCUUCACUUCUUUCCACCUCUAAAUCUCACUUAUUGAAUAAGGAAGCUCGGCAACAUAGCUUUCCAAAGACUCUUGCACUGGAACCCAACACUCCUUCUCAAGAAGGAAAGUCCCAACAAGGUGAUGUGGCACUGCUGCUAGUACAAGAGGCAGAGGAACAGUGUAAUCAGUACAGGAAAGAACCAGAAAAUGCAACAGAGCAGAAGUCUGAAACAAAACUAAACAGUGCUGCUAUCCUCUCCAGUCCUUGUGGAAACAUGAGCAGGAUUCCAAACAGCUCCCCCUUGAAGUUUCUUAAAAGGCUUUCCCAAAGCCAAACUGCAGAAGCAACAAAUGGUUCUGCCAUACCUUGCAAUAUUGAUGAUAGGAAGAAUACUCAGGGAUGUGAACUGGAGAGGAGAGUAUUUGCCUCUGCACAUGUUCCACACCAUAGAGCUGGAAAAGAAAAUGCCAAAAGCCCAGUUGUGCUCAGCAGGAAAAAAAUGUCAAUUGUAGCAUCGGGUCUCAACCAGCAUGAAUUUUUACUGGUGCAGAAGUUUGCCUGGAAAACCCAGAGCACUUUAUCUAAUCAAAUCACUGAAGGAACAACCCAUGUCAUAAUGAAAACAGAUAUGGAUCUAGUGUGUGAGCGUACACUAAAGUACUUUUUGGGCAUCGCAGGAAGAAAAUGGGUGGUUAGCUAUCAGUGGGUUAUUCAAUCUUUUAAGGAAAGAAGAAUACUUUAUGAGUCAGACUUUGAAGUGAGAGGAGAUGUAAUCAAUGGGAGAAACCACCAAGGUCCUAAGAGAGCUAGACAGUCCCAGGCUGGAAAGCUCUUCAAAGACUUUGAGAUCUGCUGCUAUGGGCCUUUCAUGGAUAUGAACACAGAAAAUUUAGAGUGGAUGGUAGAGCUUUGUGGUGCCUCUGUGGUGACUCAGCUUCAUCUAUUCACUCAUAAGGCAAAACAUACUGCAGUAGUCAUUGUGCAGCCAGAUGCUUGGGUGGAAGACACAGGCUACAGAACAAUUCAGCAGAAGUGCAGUGCUACUGUGGUGACCAGAGAGUGGGUGUUAGACAGUGUUGCAUGCUAUGAGCGCCAGGAGUUUGAUGCCUACCUUGUGUCCCAGGAAUAAAGAUGAUGUCCUGUUCCCAUUGCUCAGACAUCCCUGUCAAUGAAGGCAUUUCAGCAUGGAUUUUAAGGACCAGGGGUUUUUAGAAUCCUUGUACCAUGUAUCUUUAAUAAUGUUGUAUCAAUAUAUCAAGAUUAUCCAGUUUCACUUAAAUCAGCUUUAAAAUUGUUUAAACCAUUUUUACUGUGCAAAGGCAGAAUUAAGUGUUACUCUUUAACAAAUGUAAAACUUCCAGCUUUAAAAUAGUCCUUUAAAAUUUAUCUUAAAAAGGCAAUAAACAAAUUUGACAUUUAAUGUGAUUUAAAGCUAGACCUCCAAAUAGAAAUGCUGGUGCAUUAUUCACCAUCCCAGCUGAUUCAUGCCUAUUUAUCUCAGGACCUUUUUGGAGCCACAGUCAUUCACAAGAGUUAUAUGGAGCUUGGGGCUUGAAUUAACUCAGCUGUACAAGUGCAGUUUCUCAGUGAUUUUCUUGUUUGCAUAAAUACCCACUGUAUAAAGGAAUUUGCUUAUAUGAACACAUCCAUCACAAAACUAUUAUUUCAGUACAUCUCAGCUUAUUUAAUUCUGAAUCCUGAAUUCUGAAAAAGCUGUUUGAAAACUAUUUAAAGAGGUCUAGGUUGGUACUUAACACAGAAUAUUUUUCUCUCCUGAAUUGUCAUCCCUAAGUAAGCAUCCAAAAAAAGCCAGUUAGGCUAAGUCACCAACACAUUAAAGCAAGUCAUCCUUAACCCAACAAAACAUCCUCAAGCUAGUGACUACUCUGUUAAUCCUAGUUCAGUAGAGUAUUUAUAGCAUCCUGACACUGCUGAUUAAAUAGAUUUGCUCUUACUUCCCUGCUACCUAAAACAAAUCCUAAAACCUCUCUUUGAUUCUAAUACUUCAUGUCUGCAGAAUAAGAGUCCACCAAGAGAAAAUAUAUUGCUUUUCAUUCAAAAUAAUAUAUUGCUGCUGCUUGUUGCAAACAAUCCAGCUUCAUAAACAAUUUUGUACUUUCAGAACAGAAAAAGAAACUGUUUUCAUAAAGUUGCAGUUUCAAAAAUAGUUUAUAACUGAGUUUGAAGAACUGUUUGAUACAAUGGCCUGCAGUAGGUUAGGUUGGCCUAGAAUAUUUGUAUAAAGUGUCUUUGCUAAAUGUUAGAAUACUUAAAGCAAAUAAAUACGAUUGGCAAGUA